AUGUUGUUUUAUUUGAUUUUGCUGGCCGUCUCGCUUGGCUUCUACGUCGUGGGAAGAAGGUACGCUUACUGGAAGAAUCGAAAUGUGCCGUACGUGGAGCCUAGCUUUCCGUUCGGAAACCUGUCGGGGAUGAGUAAGCGCCAUAUGGCACUGUUGGCACAAGAUUCGUACCGGCAGCUGAAGGAUUGUGGAAAGAAAUUUGGCGGAAUAUUUUUCUUCAUCAAUCCGGUGGCUCUCAUCUUGGAUUUGGACUUCGCGAAGGAUGUGUUCAUUAAAGAUUUUCAAUAUUUUCACGAUCGAGGAGUUUACAGCAAUGAAAAGGCCGACCCCAUCACGACUCAUCUGGUGUCUAUGGAAGGAAUCAAGUGGAAGAAUUUGCGCACUAAACUAACUCCGACUUUUACUACCGGUAAAAUGAAAAUGAUGUUCCCCACAAUAACCGCGGUUGCCGAAGAAUUCCGCAAAUGUAUGCUGGUUGAAGCCCAGAAUGGCGGAGAGGUGGAGAUGAAAGAAUUCUUAUCGAGAUUUACUACCGAUGUUAUUGGAACUUGCGCGUUCGGUUUAGAGUGCAAUAGUCUGAAGGAUCCGGAGGCCAAAUUUAGACAAAUGGGAAAGAAAGCGUUGACCAUGACACCGAUGGGAUUCAUACGACGUAUUUUUAGCGUCACUUUUAGGGAUUUGUCUAGGGCGCUGGGCGUCCGUAUCUCCGACCCAGAAGUAUCGGAUUUCUUUAUGAAUGCAGUGCGCGAAACGAUUGAAUAUCGCGAGCGUAAUAAAAUUAAUCGAAAUGAUUUUAUGGAUCUGCUGAUAAAGCUAAAAAAUGCUGAAUCCAUCGACGAAAACAAUACGGAGCAGUUGGGAAGAUUAACGUUUAAUGAAAUCGCUGCCCAAGCAUUUGUGUUCUUCCUGGCAGGAUUUGAGACGUCCUCCACUGCGAUGUCCUAUUGUCUGUAUGAAUUGGCACAGAACCAGGAAUUGCAGGACAAAGCCCGAAGCAAUGUGGAAAGUGUUCUGGCCAAAUAUGACGGUGCUAUGACUUAUGAGGCUGUUCACGAAAUGAGAUCUAUCGAAAAUUGCAUAAAUGAAUCACUUCGCAAGUAUCCACCAAUACCGAACAUUCUUCGCGACACCACCAAAGACUACCACGUUUCGGGUAUGAAUGUUACUCUGGAAAAAGGUAACCGCGUACUGCUGCCGGUUUACGCAAUUCAUCACGACGCCCGCUACUAUCCGGACCCGGAACGGUUUGAUCCGGAGCGCUUCAGCCCGGAACAGACGGCCCAACGCCACUCGAUGGCAUUCCUUCCGUUCGGUGAAGGACCACGUGUUUGCAUCGGUAUGCGCUUCGGAAUGAUGCAGGCACGGGUUGGAUUGGCAUAUUUGCUGCAAAAUUUCCGCUUCAAACUGUCCCCGAAAACACCACGGGAACUGCAACUGAACGCAUCCAGUUCCGUGCUGGCCUCCCAGGGAGGACUUUGGCUACAUAUUGAGACGCUGUGAGAUGUCAGUUAUCUUACUUGUUCCCAUCUUUGAGUUUGUUAUAUUUAGUAUUUGAAAAAGAAAUCAAAAAGUUAGCAAUUGACUUCAGUUUUAUCGAAUAUGAUACAUAAAACUUCUUUCAAAUUCUACUUAUUUUGUGGUAGCUUUCCAAAACCGUGAUACUCGAGGUGAUUUUGACUUCAAAUUUUUUUUCCAUUUUAACAACUGAAAAUGUUUAACCUUCUGCGGCUAAGAUGCCCUAGUCCUAACGAUUAUACUGACGUAGUAGUCUGCAAUUCUUAUUAUUGAAUUAUGAAUAUUUAAAUUUUAUUUUAGAAUUGAGAACAAAGAACUU
This is a messenger RNA of Sabethes cyaneus, 1834 nucleotides long. RefSeq names its product cytochrome P450 6a2-like. Bases 1 to 1500 code for a protein of 499 amino acids. The transcript has 2 exons. NCBI's taxonomy places the organism in Eukaryota, Metazoa, Arthropoda, Insecta, Diptera, Culicidae. The record is from RefSeq and is a predicted model, not a curated record. Gene Ontology annotation, molecular function: monooxygenase activity; oxidoreductase activity, acting on paired donors, with incorporation or reduction of molecular oxygen; iron ion binding.